AGCACGCUCAGACAGCUGGCGUGGGGUCCUGGCUCCACAACGGAGUGGAAAUCAAAAAGUUGGAGCCAAAGGCAAAUCUAAGGGAAUAGGAGGCCUGCUUCAACCAGGCAUAUACAAUGUUAAUUAAAGCAUUGCCAGGAUUUUAAAGAGUCUGAGGGGGGAGGGCAGAGGAAAAGAGACACAUGAAAACCGAGCCACCUUGCUUUUGAAGUUCCCCAAUCCUGUAAAACAUUUAAGAUGGCAAAAGGAAUACAUGGCAGAAUUAGAAACAUGAGUAAAAACUGCCAUUCGUCGGAUCACAGACUUUCAACCUUGGAAAUAGUCUUUCUAAUUCUCCAUGAGGACAGAACCUUGGGAUUCUAAGUACCCAGCACCUAGCUGGCAGCACUCAAAGCCCUGACUUAUGGUUACAUACACACAUACACAAACACAUUCUUAAAGGCAGUGGAUACACAUGGAGGGGGCAGGGGUAGCAGACAAACUAGACAUUCAGGGGGAAAUAAUUCCACCACUAGUCUAACUUGCUUUCUAACCUCCACCCCAGCCCACAAAUUACUAAAUGAUGCAUCUCCUUUCUAGUCUCUACAGCUGAGUUUAUCCAAAAGACAAAGCACCAAGAAAAGAAUCAGAUUUCACUGCACAAAUCCUUUCAAUAAAGUGGUACAGUGAAGAGGGGAGCCCCUAAGUUCACAUGAAAGCUACACAGAGAAGGUGCAGCACUGCUUGCCAAGGAAACACAUAUUUUUGCUGAAAAAUAACUCUCUUUUUUGUUGGAGGAUUAUGGAAGAAGCAGAAUUUGUAAAGGACACAGGAAGAAAGAAGCUCCAUAAAGAAGGUGCUUCCUAACUAGCCCUGGGCCACCAAGCGUUAUGGAGAAGCGCCUGCAGGAGGCUCAGCUGUACAAGGAGGAAGGGAACCAGCGCUACCGGGAAGGGAAGUACCGGGAUGCCGUGAGCCGGUACCACCGAGCUCUGCUUCAGCUGCGAGGGCUAGACCCGAGUCUGCCUUCCCCGAUUCCUAGUCUAGGCCCACAGGGCCCGGCUCUUACACCCGAACAAGAAAACGAACUGCACACCACCCAGACAGACUGCUACAACAAUCUGGCUGCCUGUCUCCUUCAGAUGGAGCCAGUGAACUAUGAACGAGUGAGGGAAUACAGUCAGAAAGUUCUGGAACGACAGCCUGAUAAUGCCAAGGCCUUGUAUCGAGCUGGAGUAGCCUUUUUCCAUCUGCAGGACUAUGACCAGGCUCGGCAUUACCUCCUGGCUGCUGUGAAUAGGCAGCCUAAAGAUACCAAUGUCCGGCGGUACCUCCAGCUGACACAGACAGAACUCAACAGCUACCAUACAAAAGAGAAACAACUGUACCUUGGCAUGUUCGGUUAAUAAAGAAAAGGGAUGCUCCAACACAUCAACUGAAGUGGACCAUUAAAGACCCAUUAAGGAGAAACCUGAGCCUCAGCAAGAGAAAUGAAUCCUGUACCUCUGUUCCAGCUGAAUUUCUAUUUUGUUUCCUGUUCUGCACAGCUCUUUGCUACUUAGACCAUGUGUGUGUGUGUGUGUGUGUGUGUGUGUGUGUGUGUGUGUGUGUCCAUCUAUAUAUUUGCUAUUUGCUACCUUCCAAUAAAAUUUUACUGUUGGGGAUGUUUGCUUUGAAAUAUAGACCAGAAAACAUUCAUCACGGGUGAAAAUAUUUCUGGCCAUCAAAUUUAAUGAGAUGUUUUAGGUGUAUUUCUAUACAGUGCAGAAGAGUAGCAGAGGAUGAAGUAAAGGGAGGCAAAUGCCUCCAGUGAUUUUUGUUUUUCCUCAAAUGCCCAAACUCAAACUGGAAAACUGAUCUUUUUGUCAAGCUAAAUAAUUGUAAGUAGAGCUCGAGUAUAUGUAAAUGAAAGGCUUACAGUGAA
Dipodomys ordii (Ord's kangaroo rat) is the source of this 1903-nucleotide messenger RNA. RefSeq names its product tetratricopeptide repeat domain 9C (gene Ttc9c). The coding region runs from base 870 to 1385 and encodes 171 amino acids. The transcript is spliced from 4 exons. Gene Ontology annotation, molecular function: protein binding. NCBI's taxonomy places the organism in Eukaryota, Metazoa, Chordata, Mammalia, Rodentia, Heteromyidae. The record is from RefSeq and is a predicted model, not a curated record.